AUGCGUUUCCAGGCCCUCUUCUCCGCCGUCUGUCUCUCCCUCGCGCUCGUCGACGGCGCCGAGGCGCGCUUUGCGCACCACCGCCGCGCCGAGCUGCUCUCGCUGCCCAACUUCCGCACGCCGCUGAGCGCGGCGCGCAAGUUUGCCGCCGAGCAGCACAAGACGUUCUGGAACCUGCGCCGCGACGUCGUCAGCGACACGCUCGCCGCCGUGCCCGUGCUCGGCGAGGUGCCGGCCCUCGGCGCACGCAACGACGACCCCUCCGCCGAUUCGUGCACCGACUGCAGCUCGACGCUGUCGUUCGCGGGCGAUGCGGCCAAGGCGUUCGAGGUGACCAACGACAUCCCGACCGUCGGCUUCAAGACAAAGACGUCCUGGGCCGGCCUGCUGCCCAUCGGCAACCAGACGGCUCGCGAGCUGUACUUCUGGCUGUGGGGCAAGGAUGACUCGCCGUCGGACGACCUCGUCAUCUGGCUCAACGGCGGACCGGGCUGCAGCUCGCUCGGCGGCUUCCUGCUCGAGAACGGCCCGAUCAGCUAUCUCAACACCAAGGACCGCCCGCGCAAGGGCGCCAACACCUGGACGCAGGAGGCCAACGUCAUCUGGGUCGAGCAGCCCGUGGGCACCGGCUUCUCGCAAGGCACGCCCGAGGCCAAGGACGACUCGGACGUGGCGCGUGACUUUGUCGACUGGUGGGACAACGUACUCCUCACCUUCCCCGAGCUGGCCACCAAGCGGCUGUUUGUCACUGGCGAGAGCUACGCUGGCUUCUACGUGUCGUACAUCAUGGCCGAGUUCUACAAGCGCGGCACGUACAACCUCAAGGGCGGCCUGCUCAUCGACGCCACCAUCACCGAGUUCACGGCGUGCAGCGACCUCGUCGCCGACGCUUUCAUCGAUGAUGCGCAGAUGAAGCAGGUGCUCGGCCUCACCGACUACCAGCGUAACCAGGUCUUCCAGGACUCGAAGCACUGCGGCUUCCGCCACUACCUGCGGGACAACCUCGCAUUCCCGCCGAACGGCCCGCUGCCGCCGUACAAUCGCGACUGCGACCGCUUCCCAGCGUCGACGAUGCAGUCGGCCGCAGCGCGCCAGAACCCGGCGUUCGACAUCUACAGGGCCGACGGCAACCGCACGUACUCGAGCGAGUUCGAGCCCACGGGCGACGCCAACACUGGCGCGCAGCACGGCACAUGGUUCAGCAACCCGGACCUGCAGGCGGCCAUCCACGCGCCCAACCAGACGUGGGAGUUCUGCACGACGCAGCAGGUCUUCCCCAACGGCGACGCCAGCGCGCCGGCCGUUGAGUCGGUGCUUCCUGGCGUCAUCGAGGCGUCGUCGUCGGGCUUCAUCGUCGCCGGCGGUGGCCAGGACGCGCUCGUCAUCACCAACGGCACGCUGCUCGGCAUCCAGAACAUGACGUGGGGCGGUGCCCAGGGCCUCUCGACGCCGCCCACGACGCCGCUGAUUGGCAAGGACGGCCAGGUGGCCGGCUCCUUCACCACCGACCGCAACCUGACGUUUGCCGAGAUUCCGUACUCCGGCCACAUGAUCCCUGCCGACGCCCCGCAGGCCGGCCUGGCGCUGCUGCGUGCGCUGCUCGGCGUGCAGCCGCUGUCGGGCUGA
This is a messenger RNA of Tilletiopsis washingtonensis, 1626 nucleotides long. Its product is annotated as alpha/beta-hydrolase. The record is from RefSeq and is a predicted model, not a curated record. Gene Ontology annotation, biological process: proteolysis. Gene Ontology annotation, molecular function: serine-type carboxypeptidase activity. Lineage: Eukaryota; Fungi; Basidiomycota; Exobasidiomycetes; Entylomatales. The coding region runs from base 1 to 1626 and encodes 541 amino acids. The transcript is spliced from 7 exons.